AAUAUAACCACCUUGCAUUUCAGCGGUCAAAUUAAUCUCUCUCUCUCUCUCUCUCUCUCUCCUCUGUGCGUGUCGAACGCUGGUUAACUUUAGUUAAAACCACGAGAACUAUUCGAUAAUCCAGCUUCAGCUCCGGCGACCGGAUCUGUAUCCGGCGGCUCUACUCGCCGAUACACGGUAUAAGCUCAUCUCUUGUGAUGGACACGGCGUAAAUGCUAUUGUACCGUUCUCAUUCAGUCUCGUCUCUCCAAAUUCUGUUGCUUUUUUGCUGAUCUUAGUGGGGAGGAUUAGGAAGUUUGCGCCCAGUGCAUUUUAUACGUAUGUAUAUAUACACAUGAUUUUGCGCUCGUUUGGUGUCAUUUUGAUCUCUCAAUUUAAUUUCUUUUCCCUGCGUUGCGAUCAAUUGGAUUCUUGUGACUUCUGAGAUUGGUUGAAAGAAGAAGCCUAUCUGAUUUUAUUUUUUCAUCAGUUGAUGAGCUGUAAAUUAGCUCAACUUUGUGAGAAUUAAUGACUUGUGAUCAUUAAUUUUAUGUAAUUUUAUCUUUUCACCGCUGCCACAUAAAGUUGACUUCUCUGUGCAAUAGAACUGGUUCGUGUUUGUUAGAAUAGGCUGUUUUUAAGAACUUUUGUGUGAAAUGAGCAUUGCCAGACAGAAAAUGAAGGCGGUGAAGAGAAAAGUUGGAAAAUAUGAACUUGGAAGAACCAUUGGAGAGGGAACUUUUGCAAAAGUUAAGUUUGCGCAGAACACGGAGACGGGUGACAAUGUGGCCAUCAAAAUCUUGGCCAAGAGUACUAUUCUCAAGCACAAAAUGGUCGAUCAGAUAAAACGGGAGAUCUCAAUAAUGAAGAUUGUCAGGCAUCCUUGUAUAGUUAGGCUGCAUGAGGUUUUAGCCAGUCAGUCAAAGAUAUACAUAGUUCUGGAGUUUGUGACUGGCGGAGAACUUUUUGAUAAAAUUGUUCACCAUGGUAGGCUUUCUGAGAAUGAAUCAAGAAGAUACUUUCAACAACUCAUUGACGUAGUUUCACAUUGCCAUAGUAAGGGUGUGUAUCACCGUGAUUUAAAGCCUGAAAAUCUGCUCCUUGAUUCCCAAGGAAAGUUGAAGGUUUCCGAUUUUGGACUGAGUGCAUUACCUAAAAAAGGUGUUGAUCUUCUUCAUACAACUUGUGGGACUCCAAAUUACGUUGCACCUGAGGUACUAAGCAACCGAGGUUAUGAUGGUGCAGCUGCUGAUAUUUGGUCAUGCGGCGUGAUCCUUUAUGUUUUAAUGGCAGGAUAUUUACCAUUUGAGGAGACUGACCUUCCCUCCUUAUAUAACAAGAUUAAUGCUGCACAGUUCUCAUGUCCAUUUUGGUUUUCUGUCGGUGCAACAUCAUUGAUACAUAAGAUCCUUGACCCAAAUCCUGAAACGCGGAUUAAAAUUGAAGGAAUAAAACGAGACCCAUGGUUCCAAAAAUAUUACAUCCCUGUCAGACCCAGAGAAGAUGAAGUAGUGAAUCUGGAUGAUGUUCGAGCUGUUUUUGAUGACAUUGAGGAUAAAUAUGUUAAUGAGGAAUCUCGAAAUGAGGAUGGUGGUCCUUUGAUAAUGAAUGCGUUUGAAAUGAUUACCCUUUCACAAGGUUUGAACUUAUCAGCCUUGUUUGACAGGCGUCAGGAUUAUGUCAAACGGCAGACUCGUUUUGUUUCACGACAACCUGCAAAAGUUAUAAUUUCAGCAAUUGAGGCAGCUGCUAGCUCAAUGGGACUCAAGGUUCACACAAGAAGUUACAAGACAAGACUCGAGGGCGUAUCUGCUAAUAAAACCAGUCAAUUUGCUGUGGUGCUGGAGGUGUACGAAGUUGCAUCAUCUCUUUUCAUGGUGGAUGUCCGUAAGGCCGCUGGAGACACACUGGAAUACCACAAGGUCACACUGUGUUUUACCAUUCUAAACGGAGUCCUGCUCCAUGCAGCGCCAAAUGAUCAAGUAUUCACCCUUUUUGUUUCAUUAUCUUCUGCAGUUUUACAAGAAUUUGUGCGCGAAGAUCGAUCAUAUCAUUUGGAGACCAAAGGAAGGUAGUCCUGAUCCGGCUUUUCUUAGAACGAUGACUUGUUGAUUUAGAUUCGAGGUACUAAGCAAAUCACUCAGCAAAGCAAUAGAAAAAUCCUUCGUAGACGAAGGGGUUGGGCGUUAUGUGCUGUAAGUAACUCUGUUUUCGGAAGCAAAUUGCAUAAUCUUGAGCUAUUUUACUUAGAAAGCAAUAAAACCUUAGUUUAGAUACCAUCAAAAUCAUUGUUGUUAUCUAUGAUGGUAUGUAUGAGAUCUUCUUGUGUGUGGGAAGAUUAGGUUGGAUGUAUAUUUAUAUAUGAGAUAAAUUAUGUUGUAAGCUGAUGUACAGUUGAUAAAUAUAGGAAAGUUUCGUAUUACUUACUA
Molecule: messenger RNA, 2408 nt
Organism: Salvia miltiorrhiza (redroot sage)
Lineage: Eukaryota; Viridiplantae; Streptophyta; Magnoliopsida; Lamiales; Lamiaceae
Product: CBL-interacting serine/threonine-protein kinase 24
Exons: 13
Coding region: 636-2054 (472 amino acids)
Biological process (GO): signal transduction; protein phosphorylation
Molecular function (GO): protein kinase activity; ATP binding
Source: RefSeq, a predicted model, not a curated record